This is a messenger RNA of Penaeus vannamei (Pacific white shrimp), 2083 nucleotides long. Its product is annotated as carboxylic ester hydrolase. The record is from RefSeq and is a predicted model, not a curated record. Gene Ontology annotation, molecular function: hydrolase activity. NCBI's taxonomy places the organism in Eukaryota, Metazoa, Arthropoda, Malacostraca, Decapoda, Penaeidae.
CUCAUUCACACCAAUUUAUCUGGCCAUGAUCUAUAACUACAAAACUGAUGUAUUGAUGAUAAAUGAAUAACAACCUUAAAAGAGGCAUUCUUGCGUCUCAUCCUUAUCGCCGGCUUAACCUUGGCGUGGCACCGGCUCUGGAAGCGCUGGCGGUUCAGUAUCUACGUCCACUCUGCCCAAGAAGGAUGUCUCCGGGCAGAUCCUUCGCCAUCCUGGUGUUGGCAACGGCGACAAUCCUUCCCGCAGCGGCCGGGGAAGACAUCGUUGCCAACACGGUGGAAGGAAAGAUCUCGGGAAUUAAGGAGGAAACAGUGGGUGGAAGGACUUUCUUCUCCUUCUACGGCGUUCCCUUCGCGAAGCCGCCCGUCGGGAAGCUCAGGUUUAAGGACCCUGUCCCUGCCGAGCCAUGGGAAGGAGUGAAAAAUGGCUCGUCCUUCGCUCCGGCUUGUCCUCAGUACGGCUUCUUCGACCCCGAGACACUCAUAGGCUCCGAGGACUGCCUGUACCUCAAUGUCUUCACUCCGCAGUUACCCGAGGGCGCUGGCGACGACCUCCUGCCCGUCAUGGUGUACAUCCACGGGGGCGCCUUCUUCGCGGGCUCGGCGAACUACGGUCGAGCGAAUGUCUUACUAGACGGAGAUGUCGUUGUGGUUAUCAUUCAGUAUCGCCUUGGCACUCUGGGAUUCCUUUCCACCGAGGACGAAGUGAUCCCGGGGAACUUCGGGCUGAAGGACCAGUCCCUCGCCCUCCGCUGGGUGCAGAGGAACAUCCGCCACUUCGGCGGUGACCCGAGCCAGGUCACGGUCUUUGGGCUCAGCGCAGGAGCAGCUUCCGUUCACUACCAGAUCCUGUCGCCGCAUAGUGAGGGGCUCUUCCAGCGGGCGAUCAUGCAGUCGGGGUCGGCGCUAUGCCCGUGGGCGACGGGCGGCGCCUUCAGGGAGGUGGCGCUGUACACGGGGACUCUAGUUGGCUGCUCCGCCUCCGACAGUCAGCUGCUUCUGGAGUGCUUGCAGGAGGCCGACACUGAUGUUUUGGUCACCGUCGUGUGGAAGCUCAUGGCGUUUCACAUCAACCCCAUUAUCUUUGGACCGCGCGUGGACAAAGACUUCAUCCCGGAUAACCCUUAUAGACUGGUGAAAGAAGGGCGUCACCAACACGUCGAUGUCAUCUCGGGGGUGACGUCGCACGAGGGAAGUCUCUUCUCUUCAGGUAUCUACAAGGAUGAGGAGAUCCUGGAGGACUUCAGCAAGAACUUCGCCGUCAAAGGACCCAUCAUACUCGAGUUCCGAGAGGGGGACGUCGACCUGAGCGCCACCAGUGAGAAGAUCUUCCGACACUAUGCAGGCGCAACGCAUCUCACCCUCUCUCAUGCAGAUGCAGUUAACGAGAUGCUGGGUGAUCGCCACUUCGUUCUGCCACACGACAUCACGACUGAGUACCUCGUUCGCAACAACGCUUCGACCAAUGUCUAUACAUACAAAUUCACACAUCACGGGGACUUUAGCGUGCUGGCAAUAACCCCGUCACUACUCAACGAUAAGCCUUGGGUGGGUCACGGACACGACAUGGCGUACCACUUCCCCGGAUGGCUGUCUCCUACCUCCCCUUCUCCCGAGGACCUUAAGAUGAGAAACCUUAUGGUGAAGCUGUGGGUCAACUUCGCCACCACUGGGAACCCGACGCCUGAUGACAGCUUGGGAUUCACGUGGGACCCCAUAACCCAGGAGACAAGUCACCGUCACUUGAACCUCAAUACUAAUCCUGUUAUGGAGGAGGAAAGCCGUCAGGAGGUCUUAGACUUUUGGGCGACUCUUCCGUUGCUGGAGAACGUCAUCCUGGACCCCGAGAAGAUCACCGAACUCGGACGCUAUUGGGUGGAACUGACCAAUCAGGGAGCUCAGCCGCGAGUCGAGCCGGGGAGCGAGACACCCAAGAAGCCAACGAAGCAUCGGGUUCGAGAUGAGCUCUGAAACGAUCGCAUUUUAUUCCUGGAUUAAGUUCCUUGAAUUAACACUUGUUUGUUAGUUUAAUGUUAGUGAAUUUAAAUGAUUUUCUAGAACAAAUAUAUGAGUGAGAUUGUUUC